AAUGCAUGAUCAACAGGCGAGAUGAGGAGGAGUGCGGGGGAAGCACAGGCACCCUCGUGGGCAAUUUAGGCCAACCUUGCGGGAGCUCUAUUUUUGUGAAGAUGACGGGUAUGAUUUUCAGACUAUGGCUUGACCUUGCAUGUACUUGCAGGCUGGCAGGAUGGCUAGAAAAGCGCGAGGGAGCUGAGGAGCGUAAAGGGGGCUCUUAGAUGGGUGGAAAUAGGGGUCGACGUGGCCCUGAUGGCCCAAGCUCGGCUCUAGGUGCAAUUGUCUCGUGAAGGUCGAGUUUGGUUGCGACAGCUGGCUUCUGUUCUUUCUCUCAAACGCCCUCCAUCCCUCGACAUAGCCAUCUAUCUGCGUCGAGUGCGGGUGAUGAUCCAUACUUGAUCGAAUUGGAUCUUUACGAAUUUCUUCUCGACUUUCCUUGAACGCCUUUUUCUCAUCAUGUCUUCGACGCCGAGCUCCAAGAAGGGAGCCGCGGCUAGCUCCAAAAAGAAGGUCGACGGUGCUGUAGAUCAGACCAGCGAAUACCUUGCACAAUUGAAGACCGAGACCAAGCAAGCAGCCUCCAAUGACUGGGACUACAAGCUGGCUCUUCUUGUCAUCACCGUCCUCGCUUUCGCAACCCGCUUCUACGCCAUUACACACCCCAACCAAGUCGUCUUCGAUGAGGUCCACUUCGGCAAGUUCGCAUCCUACUACCUCCAACGAACCUACUUCUUCGAUGUCCACCCUCCGUUCGGCAAGCUCCUGUUCGCUUUCGCAGGAUGGCUCGUUGGCUACAAUGGCGACUUUUUGUUCGAGAACAUUGGCGACUCAUACAUCACCAACAAGGUGCCCUACGUUGCAUACCGCGCAAUGCCCGCCAGCAUGGGUGCCCUGACUGUUUCGGUCGUCUUCAUGAUCAUGUGGGAGUCUGGUUACUCUCUGCCUGCUUGUGUUCUGGCUGCCGGUCUUGUCCUCUUCGACAACGCACACAUUGGUCAAACCAGACUCAUUCUCCUGGAUGCCACUCUGAUUCUGUUCAUGGCUCUCUCAGUCUUGAGCUACGUCCGCUUCUACAAGCUCCGUCAUGACCCAUUCAGUCGCAAGUGGUGGAAGUGGCUCCUCUUGACUGGUGUCUGUCUCAGCUGCGUCAUCUCGACCAAGUACGUCGGUGCUUUCACCUUCUUCUCCAUCGGUGUUCCAGUCGCCAUCGACCUCUGGUCUCUUCUCGACAUCAACCGCAGACAGGGCGCUCUCAGCCUUCCCGAGUUUGGCAAGCACCUGGCUGCUCGUGUUACUGGUCUGAUUGUCAUUCCCUUCAUGCUCUACCUUUUCUGGUUCCAAGUCCACUUUGCCAUCCUCAACCGCUCCGGUCCUGGUGACGACUUUAUGAGCCCUGAAUUCCAGGAGACUCUCAGCGACAACAUCAUGACCCAGCAGUCUGUCAGCAUCGACUACUACGAUGCGAUCAACAUCCGCCACAAGGACACCAAGGUCUACCUCCACAGUCACCCUGACAAGUACCCUCUUCGCUACGACGAUGGUCGCAUUUCUUCUCAAGGCCAGCAAGUUACCGGAUACCCUCACAACGACACCAACAACCUCUGGCAGGUCAUCCCCUCCACUGGCAACAUUCCCGAAGAGAACGGUCACCGCGUCCAUGUUGGAGAUGUUGUCCGUCUUCGUCAUCUCGUGACCGACACCUGGCUCCUCACACACGAUGUCGCCUCUCCUUACUACCCUACCAACCAGGAAUUCACCACUGUCGGCCACGAUGAUGCCAAUGGCGAGCGCUUCAACGAUACCCUGUUCGAGAUCAGAGUCGACGGCGCAAAGCCUGGCACCGACUUCAAGACCAUGUCCGUCCACUUCAAGCUUGUUCACGUUUCCACAAAGGUCGCCAUGUGGACUCACACCACUCCCCUGCCUGAGUGGGCUUUCAAGCAGGCAGAGAUUAACGGAAACAAGAACGCUCUCCAGACCAGCAACAUCUGGUACGCCGAGGACAUUCCUGCUCUUCCCAAGGACUCUGACCGUGCAAAGAAGGAGCCUCGCAAAGUCAAGCACGUUCCUUUCCUCAAGAAAUACUUCGAGCUCCAGCGCGCCAUGUUCUACCACAACAACGCUCUCACCAGCAGCCACCCUUACGCCAGUGUUCCUAUCCAAUGGCCUUUCCUUCUCCGUGGUGUCAGCUUCUGGACCGACAACGAGACUCGCCAGCAAAUCUACUUCUUGGGUAACCCCAUUGGCUGGUGGUUGGCUAGCAGUCUGCUCGCAGUCUUUGCCGGUGUUCUUCUUGCCGACCAGCUCUCUCAGCGUCGUGGUGUUGACGCUCUUGACAAGCGCGCUCGCAACCGUCUUUACAACUCGACCGGUUUCUUCUUCCUGACCUGGGCUGCUCAUUACGUUCCUUUCUACAUCAUGGGUCGUCAGCUCUUCCUCCACCACUACCUCCCCGCUCAUCUCGCAUCCGCCCUCGUCACCGGCGCGCUCGUCGAGUUCGUCUUCAACAUCGACCCUGUCGACCUCGACGACGUCACCUCCGGCAAUGCCACCCUCACCAAGAACAAGAAGACUGCCACCCAGCAGAACAAGCCCGUCCGUGAGAGAACCGGUCAAUCAAACCUUCUCGGCAUGUGGGCCGCCACUGGUGGUAUCCUGGCCGUCAUUGUCUGGAGCUUCCUCUACUUCGCACCCCUCACCUACGGUCAGCCCGGUUUGACUGUCGAGCAAGUGCAAGCCAGAAAGUGGCUCAACUACGACCUGCACUUUGCCAAAUAGAUGAUCGAAUGAUGAGCGGCGCUAUGUAAGGUUGGAGUUGAAUCACAGGCCUUGUACGACUCUCGAUUCGUAGGACUAGCUUCUUCCUUUUCUUUCCAUUCUUUAUGUUCGCAACCACAAAAUUUCAGAUUCCAUUUUCUCAU
This is a messenger RNA of Aureobasidium pullulans EXF-150, 2909 nucleotides long. Its product is annotated as protein O-mannosyl-transferase 1. Bases 445 to 2766 code for a protein of 773 amino acids. Gene Ontology annotation, molecular function: dolichyl-phosphate-mannose-protein mannosyltransferase activity. The record is from RefSeq and is a predicted model, not a curated record. Gene Ontology annotation, biological process: protein O-linked glycosylation via mannose. Lineage: Eukaryota; Fungi; Ascomycota; Dothideomycetes; Dothideales; Saccotheciaceae. The transcript is spliced from 3 exons. Gene Ontology annotation, cellular component: endoplasmic reticulum; membrane.